UGUUGGUUAAAUUAAGUGAAGAAAUUAAAAACUACAUGAUAAAUUUUCCAAAAUAUUUAUAAAUAAUAUAUAAAGUAUGAAUCAAGCAGAUGUAACGAAAUUGGUGUCUCAAUUAAAAAUUGCUGUGCGAAGUCGCCAACGAAAUUUGAAGAAUAAAGAUGGUCCCGAAGGAAGGUUAAACAAACUUCGAAAAACUGUUACGGCAUUAAUUAAACAUGAAAGGAUUGAAUUAAAUUAUAAUCGUGCUGAUGAAGCAAGAGGUUAUGCUGAAAGAUUGAUUUCUGAUGCGAUACGUUAUGGUGAGAAUCACAGACCAACUGUUGAAAUAGCAGACUAUUGGUUGACCGAAAAGCCAUUAAUGUAUAAGCUAUUCCGAGUAUUAGUUCCCAGAUUUGAGAAUUGCAAUACUUCUUUCACUAAAAUCUAUAGAGCACCGAGGGAAUAUCAGGAACGAGGAUAUAGUAGAUCCGUUUUAGAAUUAAGAGGAAAUCCUUACCCAUCCCUAUUGCCCGAUUAUAGUUUAAAUAGGAACUUAUUACAUAACGUUUUAUUAGAUGAAGCUAAAAAGGAAUUUAAUAAAGAAAAAUUGCAGGCAUUACAAACACAAUUAGAAAAUAGUACUACGGCCACUAAAGCAACUACUACAGAAGAAACAAAGCAGGAGAAAGAAACGAAAUAAAUAAUUUUUUAUUUGAUUUAUUUGCCUUAAAUAACAAAUUGUACGGUUAGCAAAAUUUUUUAAUGGAAAAAGAAAACAAAUGAGCAAAAUAAUUAGCUAAUAUUUUUUU
Molecule: messenger RNA, 788 nt
Organism: Condylostylus longicornis
Lineage: Eukaryota; Metazoa; Arthropoda; Insecta; Diptera; Dolichopodidae
Gene: mRpL17
Product: 39S ribosomal protein L17, mitochondrial
Exons: 2
Coding region: 77-679 (200 amino acids)
Biological process (GO): translation
Cellular component (GO): ribosome; mitochondrial large ribosomal subunit
Molecular function (GO): structural constituent of ribosome
Source: RefSeq, a predicted model, not a curated record